Lytechinus variegatus (green sea urchin) is the source of this 3183-nucleotide messenger RNA. It is a transcript of the gene dnaaf5, whose product is annotated as dynein assembly factor 5, axonemal-like. The record is from RefSeq and is a predicted model, not a curated record. Bases 27 to 2528 code for a protein of 833 amino acids. The transcript has 11 exons. Gene Ontology annotation, biological process: outer dynein arm assembly; cilium movement; inner dynein arm assembly. NCBI's taxonomy places the organism in Eukaryota, Metazoa, Echinodermata, Echinoidea, Temnopleuroida, Toxopneustidae. Gene Ontology annotation, molecular function: dynein intermediate chain binding. Gene Ontology annotation, cellular component: cytoplasm.
UUCCGUGUCACGGCAACAGUUGAAAGAUGGCGGCUCCCACGACUGAAAAAAUUGUUGAGAUUCGGCAGGCGAUUGCUCGCCAUAUAAACUGUCUGAGUGAAGGAAGUCGAAUGGCAAAACGGAGAGCGUUGGAUAAUAUACGAAAAGAAACAAUCGGAAAGGAUCCAACCUACGAUGCAGAAGUUUUACAAGGAGUUUUUGAAGCAGAGAUGAAGCCGCUGCUGAAAUGCUUCGGUGAUCCAGUUGACAAGUGCCGGGAACUGUCGGCGCAGCUUGUUCAGGAGUUUGUGGAGAGGAUCCCGCGGCCUUCAGAAAUCCUCCCUUAUCUUGUUCCAACGAUUGUGACCCGUUUAGGCAACCAGGAAAUCGUGGAGUCAGCAGAAGAACUCAGACUUUCCCUUGUCCAGCUAUUGACAAAGCUUGUAGAAUUAACUGGGGAUAAAUCGGCACCAUUUCUGGAUGAUUUUGUCAAGAUUUUGCAGAGAACACUUGUUGACCCAUUUGCGGAUGUACGAAGAGAAAGUUGCACUUGCACUUGCAAGUUAGCUAGAAUAAUUCCACAACAUUUUCAUAUGCAAUCAGAAAGCCUUAUCACUCCUCUACUCCAGACUAUUAGUCAUCAGCAUUCCAAAGUUCGGGUGCAAGUAAUUUACACAGUUGGAGAUGUUUUGCAGUUUGGAAAUCACAAACCCAUGGAAAAGGUUAUAUCACAUCUAGCACAACGGCUCUUUGACCAGUCCCCUCAGGUUAGGCUAGCAGUCACUAAUGUUGUUGGUGGAUGGUUACUUGACUUUGUUGAUCGCUACUCCUUCCAUCAUAAGCUAAUUCCUCUUUUGUUGACAAGCCAGACGGAUGAGUUGGAUGAAAUCUCAAGCAAAGCUAAGCAGCUUUGGGUAGAUGUUGGAAAGAAAUACGCUGAGGAGAAUGAGAAGGAUCUCAAGGAUCAGAUGGAUUUUGUUGAUCCAGAGAUUGAGCUUCCACCAGGAUACAAUGAGAGACCCAAUUUGGGCUGCAGAACCCUCAUCUUCCGCAACAUGUCCAAGAUCCUUCCCGGCCUGCUCAACGACCUCACUGACUGGACCAUCACCAACCGCAUCAUGUCGGCCAAGCUCCUUCACGUUCUCCUGGUCAACGCUGAAGACCACACCACCCAGCACAUGGCCCCGCUCCUGGCUGGGAUGUACAAGGCAUGCUCCGAUGAAGAGAUGGAGGUGGUCCACAGGAUUCAGAAGUCUGGUGAGCUGGUUGGGUUCUAUGUAGGACCAGAGAUCUACUGUAAGCUGAUCUUACCGACGGUCCAGGCUGCCCAGGGACCAGGCGUCCUCAUGACCUUUGCCUCUGUUCUACUCGGAACAAAGAGGGCAGCCCUCAAAUCAUAUCUCGUCGCUAUCUGCAAAACAUUGGCUGAGCCAGAUGUGUGUCGGAGUGAAGAUAAGAAUUACCAGAAUCAGCUAUUGUCCUGUGUGAUGUCCAUUAUUCUGGUUGCUAAAGAAGAUUGUGGUGAUGUUACCUUGGAACUCUUCACCGUUCUCAUCACCAUCAUGGCCACUGCAAGAGAUAGUGAACUCAGAGACAAGGUCAAAUCCACCUUGACUGACCUAGCAGCAGCCUCGGGUCAUGGGACCCCUGCUUCCCUCUACAAUGCCCAUACCAAGCAAGUCCUGGAGUCCUUCCAGUCUUCAUACCAUCAGUGGACCAACCUGUCGGUGGAGAGGCUUGUCUUUGACUGUCUGCUCUCUGAAGCAGGUGAAGUUGUGGGUGAUCUCCUGGAAGACAUCAUCCCCAUCCUGGAGACCAACCUCAAGCCGGACAAGGACGCAGAACUCCGUCUCAAGUUCUUUUCCCUGCUCUCCCGUCUGGUGAUGAGUGCUCCAGUGACCCUCGACUCCAAGGACAGGUUCAGGGACUUCUCCUUGACCGUUGUUCGGACAAUGGUCCUUCCCAACUGUGUGUGGCAUGCCGGGAGGACAGCUACAGCCAUCAGGACCACAGCCGUGUCCUGCCUUUGGGCCCUCCUGCAGAGUGAAAUGCUCACAGCUAAGCAGCUGGACUCCAUCAUGGAUGAUCUCCAAGUCCAGCUGCUGACGCUCCUGGAGGACGACUCCCGUUCCACCCGCCUCAUCACCGUCCGCAUCCUGCAGAAGAUCUUGACCGUCUGUGGCUCCACGACCUUUGACCCUGAACGCCUGCACCAGGUCUACAUGGAGCUCCUGAAGCGCCUGGAUGACAGUAGCGACGAGAUCAGGGUGGCAGUGGCCAAGACCUUCGGGGCAUUCUUUGGUUGCUUUCCUGAGGACUACGACGUGGGACUGUACAAGGCUCACCUAGAGACCCUGUAUAGUGGCCUUCUGAUUCACAUGGACGAUCCUGACCAGACCAUCCAGGAGGCCGUGCUUGAUGUACUCAAGCAAGCCGCCAAGGUCCAACCGUCUUUGCUGAUCAGGGAAAUAGAAUCGGUUCGACACAAACAUCGCAGCUUCAUCUACUGUGACCAGCUGAUAAAACACGCUCAAACAUUGAUGCAAUAACAGUGGGAGCAAGAGCCCUCCAAGUCCCCCCAUCUGCAGGCCAGUGAGCUGUUUCGAACACAGACCUUGUUCUUGAAAUUGUAAAAUUUUGAAAAUAUUUUUGUUCUAUUACCUGAACUCUUUCAUACCAACAAUUUCUUAGUAACUUAGUCAUGAACUUAAGAAUCAUAGAUAUGAUAUUAUUGUCCUUUUAUAUUGCACUUUACACAUUUGGACAUCAUCUCUUAUUUCACCAUCAUAUUUUUGCUUUUCAGCACACAAUGUACACACGUCCUCUCAAUCUCCACUCCCUGGGGAGUAUUGUAGCCCUGUAAGAGCCACUAUAUAUCAUUCUACAACAUUGCAAAAAUAUGGCAUUUUUAAAUUAAGUCAAUAAAUAAUUUUCUUUAUAUUAUGAAUCUGAAUUUCUUGAUUGUUUAUAUCAUGUGGAUUUACCUCUGUUAAUCAUUAAUAGCUCCACAUAUACUAAGUGUUGCAGUGACAUGUUACAACUUGAAUUGAAAAGCCUUCAUCAUAGUUUACAGUCAGUACAUAUCAUCCCUAAGUUCCAUGUUUUUAAGGCAUAUUUUUAGUUCAUUCCUAUAAGGUGUGUCCAAAAUUAUGCAGUUAACAUGGAUGAAAAUAUUGACAUUACCAUAAUUAUUGAUAUUACCUU